Molecule: messenger RNA, 420 nt
Organism: Lathyrus sativus (Indian pea)
Lineage: Eukaryota; Viridiplantae; Streptophyta; Magnoliopsida; Fabales; Fabaceae
Source: the annotation of a GenBank genome assembly
AUGGCAACUUGGAAAGUUGUUCCGACUCUGGCGGCUGGUUGUGCUACAAUAUUGAAGCCGUCUGAAUUGGCAUUUGUGACCUGUUUGGAGUUAGGCGAAAUAUGCAAAGAAGUUGAGCUUCCUCCUGGUGUUUUAAAUAUUAUCACUGGAUUAGGCCAUGAAGUCGGGGCUUCUUUGGUAUCCCAUCCGGAUGUAGAUAGGAUUUCUUUUACUGGUAGCUCAGCAACUAGGAGCAAGAUUAUGACAACUGCGACACAGUUAGUCAAGCCUGUUUCACUAGAGCUUGGUGGAAAGAGCCUGAUCGUUGUUUUUGAGGAUGUUGACCUUGAUAAGGGUUGGUGUACCUUCUUAAAUAUGUAUUUAUGGAAUCACAUUUUCUUGCAUUUUGGCAUCACAUUUUAUAAAGAACCCAUAUUUUGA